Hevea brasiliensis (rubber tree) is the source of this 1004-nucleotide messenger RNA. Its product is annotated as multiple organellar RNA editing factor 9, chloroplastic. Lineage: Eukaryota; Viridiplantae; Streptophyta; Magnoliopsida; Malpighiales; Euphorbiaceae. Gene Ontology annotation, biological process: cytidine to uridine editing; chloroplast RNA modification. Gene Ontology annotation, cellular component: chloroplast. Bases 52 to 729 code for a protein of 225 amino acids. The transcript has 5 exons. The record is from RefSeq and is a predicted model, not a curated record.
ACACCUCGUUAUCUCUCUAGUUCUCUGCCCUGCGGCUAUCUACAACUAAAAAUGGCGACUAUCUGUGGCCCUUGUUCUCUAACAGCUAAAACCCUAUUCUUCUCUCCUAAAUCCUCUCCUUCACGUCGUCUUCUACUUCCUCCUUCCCUCCGAGUGAACUCACUUGCUUGCCUCCAGGCUCGCUCCCUCUCCAUCACUCGAGCCGCUGCGAAUGAUAGUGAUUACUCUUCAAAAAGAAGCAGCAUCAAUGAGCAGAGAGAGACGAUAAUGUUACCAGGAUGUGACUAUAAUCAUUGGCUCAUUGUCAUGGAGUUCCCUAAAGACCCUGCACCUACCAGAGAGCAAAUGAUUGACACGUACCUCAAUACUCUAGCAACUGUACUCGGAAGCAUGGAAGAAGCAAAAAAGAACAUGUAUGCAUUUAGCACCACUACCUACACUGGAUUUCAGUGCACUGUAUCUGAGGAAACCUCUGAGAAAUUCAAGGGAUUGCCUGGAGUUCUUUGGGUGUUGCCAGAUUCAUAUAUAGAUGUGAAAAAUAAGGAUUACGGAGGGGACAAAUAUAUAAAUGGGGAGAUAAUUCCUUGCAAGUAUCCUACUUAUCAACCAAAGCAGCGGAGAGAUUCCAAAUAUGUGAGCAAGAGAUAUGAAAGACGAAGAGAUGGCCCUCCUCCUGAAGGAAGAAGACCAAGACAAGAAGCUACACAGUCCGAAUCAGCAUCUGGAUAAGUUCAAUAAUAUCUCAAAUCUAAAGAUGGAUGUACUCAAUGAGCUGCUAUGGAUAUCAGGUGUGUGAUGGAGAGUGAAGACACUUGUUUAUAGGGAACUUGCCGAAUUUUUGUAAAUUCUGUUGUGGUUUUUAUUUGGAUAAGAGUUAUGAUGUAUGCUUGUCUACUGAAGCUUUGUUGAAGAGAAAUAUAUGAUUAAACUAAGAUUAGAGUUUGCUUAUAACCUUUAGUUUUAUGACUGAUUCUAUAUUGAUUAGAUGGAUUCUUUCUGGCCAA